Molecule: messenger RNA, 347 nt
Organism: Arabidopsis lyrata subsp. lyrata
Lineage: Eukaryota; Viridiplantae; Streptophyta; Magnoliopsida; Brassicales; Brassicaceae
Product: putative defensin-like protein 119
Exons: 2
Coding region: 35-262 (75 amino acids)
Source: RefSeq, a predicted model, not a curated record
UUUCUGGUGUAUUACUCUGAAAUUUUCAUCAAAAAUGGCUAAAUCCACCAUUCUUGCUAUUUUGAUGAUCGUCCUCGUUCUAGGGAUGGUAACGAAAGAGACACAAGGACAAGAAAUGUGUCGUGAUCUUUUAAUGAGAGCUCAAAACUGUGAUGCUGGCACUUGUGCCACUCUGUGUAAGCAAAAAUGGAAAGGAAAUGGAUCGUGCUUCCCAAACUUUCAAAUCAAAAGCUGCCUCUGCACAUUUCCUUGCAAAACUUGAACUUUUACGGAAACAAAUUGUAAUUUAUAAACUAAUAACAGUAAUAAAAAUAAUGAUAGUAAAACUUAUAAUAAUGAAAUGAAAU